UCCCCCAUCUACUGGUGGGGGAGUGAGCGAGCGGCUGCGUGGGGCUGAGCUGCUGGCUAAACCAUGACACCACUGCAAAAGUGAAAACAUUAAUCCUGGUGCCUGAGAACCUGUCUUUGUAAUUCAUAGACACAAGAGGGAAAAAUAUACUUGAAAGUAAGGAUGGGGAUGGAAUAAUCUGUGAGAUUACUUCUGGAUUCUGAGAUGAGGACUCACUUCUGCACUGCAUCCCAGGGCAGCUGUGUUGUGGCACUUGAGUGUGGAGGAAUGAUGGAGGAGGUGGCCUGGGGAAAAAUGAAGCAGAGACUGGCAGAAUUAGCAGGACAGAAUGGGGAUGUGAGGGAACAAGUUAUGCAGAGCUUGAUUAUGGUGACAUCUCCUUUGAGGAAAGCUAAUAAGGUUCUACAUAUUGCCAGUUCCAAUUCUGUGGUGGUCCUCUCCAGUUUCUCUGGCUGAGGAUCACAGUUGCUAUCUGUGUCUCUGUUCCCUUGGAGCCAGUCUGGGUCUGGGCAGCUCUUAUGAGCUUGGGCUUCAGGUGUCACCUCUAAUAAAUUCACCAGUGAGAUGUGUUCCUUGGGGAGUGAGGCUCUGUGUAAGCACUUGAGGGAAAUCUGUAGGGAGGAGCAGCUUGUACAAAUCAGCUACCAAUCAACUGGGCUGGUUGCAGCAACCUGGGUGGAGGAUAGUGCUUUUCCUCCCACAUGAGUGGGAAGGAAUUCAAAGCCAGGAGACCUCAAAGAUGCAUCAUUAUUAGAUGCCAGACCAGUUGUCAUCUGUGCUAAACUGCAACCAAAAUGGCUAAGUACAGGCUUGUUAUCUUAAGACACGGGGAAGGAGCCUGGAACAAGGAGAAUCGCUUCUGCAGUUGGGUGGACCAGAAGCUGAGCAGUGAUGGGAUAAAGGAAGCUCGGAACUCUGGAAAACACCUUAAAGCUCUGGGCUUUGAGUUUGACCUCGUCUUUACCUCUGUACUCACUCGUUCCAUCCAGACUGCAUGGAUUAUCCUGGAAGAGAUGGGUCAAGAGUGGGUCCCCAUUCAGAGUUCCUGGCGACUGAAUGAACGUCACUAUGGUGCACUGAUUGGUCUCAACAGAGCAGAAAUGGCUCUGAAUCAUGGGGAGGAGCAAGUGAAAUUAUGGAGGAGAAGCUAUGAUGUUACUCCACCUCCCAUAACUGAAUCUCAUCCUUACUAUGAAGAGAUAUAUAAUGAUCGCCGGUAUAAAUGUUGCGAUGUCUCUCAGGAUAAUCUCCCAAAGGCUGAAAGUCUAAAAGAUGUGCUUGAUAGACUCCUUCCCUAUUGGAAUGAAAAGAUAGUGCCAGAACUGAAAAGUGGCAAAAUGAUCCUUAUAUCCGCUCACGGUAACAGCAGCAGGGCAUUGCUGAAGCAUGUGGAAGGCAUCUCCGAUGAGGACAUCAUCAAUGUUACUCUCCCCACUGGUGUGCCCAUACUUCUUGAACUUGAUGAGAAUCUGCACCCUCUGGGCCCUCACCAGUUUCUGGGUGAUCAAGAAGCUAUCCAAGCUGCCAUCAAAAAAGUGGAAGAUCAAGGGAAAGUAAAAUCUUCUGAGAAGUAAAAUGCCACUGCCUAACACAGCUGUUUUCAAAGUGUGGUAAUAAGUGAUGAUUUAUGUAUGACUGCUAGGUUGCACUGUGUGAAAAUCUCAAUUUCAAGCACUAAAAAAAUUGAAAGGGACAGUUGAGUCUCAGGUUGGUAAAUAACCCUCUGCCUUUCAAAAACUGGAAUUUAAAUCUCAGCAUGAGGUUACGGAUACCGAAAAAAGAAAUCAGGAGAUCACUCAGGUAAUGAAAACUUGCAGAGCAGUCUGCCCCAGAUCUAGGAUUGAGGGUGGCCCAGUACAGAAAUAAAGGGAUAUGUUAUUGGUGUCUACCAAUAAUCAGUACUGAUCUGUUAAAGGAAAAAGCAUCAGCUUACUGGACUAAUUAGGAUCAGGUUGUUACAGGUACUAACUCUCUCACUGAUAAAAUGGCACCAGGUAACAGUGUUACCCAGUAUCAUUCUUCUGUAUCAAUGGUCAUGACAAUUUGUUAUGGAUGGAGUUCCUUUGGUUUUUCAGAACACUUUCAGCUGUACAACUCUUUGCCUUUUAUUUUGAGUCUUCCAGGGCCAGUUCAUGGCCCGGAGGAGAAUCUUGUAGAGAUGUUCAGACUCUUAUAGUUACCAUAGCUGUCUUUUGUUACACUAUAUUCCAGUUUUUAAGGAAUCUGGAAAGAAUCCCUUUUCCUUCAUCUUUGCAAAGCCUGGCAUGACUGCAUUUUGGUGGCUUGCAAUAAUAGGAUUUAACUCAGCCUUUAGUCCACAAACUAAGCACAAAGGUUUCCUGCUCAAUGCUGAAAUUAUUACUUAGCUCUUUCCAAGUGAGCUGUAUAGCUUUGAAAUGCUUAAGUAACCUGUACUAGAGAUUUGAUCAUUUCUUAGUCAAGUUGUUAGAAUAAUUCCCGUUUACCUCAGUGAAAAUGGAUAUAGGAAAAUCCACCUCUAAGCUUUCCUGAGUUACUUAUCAAGAGGUCUUUGCAUGUUCCACAGCAAUAUUACUGUGGCAUUCUCUGUAUCAAUUCCUCUGGAGGGCUAGAGGAGGUGUGUAAGUCAUGUAAGAUGUGUUACUGGGUGCAGCUCAUUCAGCCAUCACUCUGGUAGGGAAGGGUAUUCCGCUAUGCCUGAAAGUGUUGUCCUAUAAAACUCCUUUCAUAGUCAUAGCUUGAUCCCUGCGUGGCCUUGCUGUUGUGCUCAGCACUAAAUUCAAACAGUUCACACUGUGGCUGGGUGUAGCAUAGCAUGCAUGGCAGCUCGAUGUUCUCUUCAGGUACACAAGCUUCAGGAUAAUUCCCCUUUUAAAGACUUGCUCUAAUCAUACUUGCAAAUAUGCAACUUAAAUUUAUCUGACCCAGUGUUUCAACACCUGAGCAUCUGGGUUCUCAACUCACUUAGCAACAUGGGUGUCACUUGUGUAUGUACUGUUUGAGCCAAAUGUGUUCUCAGCAUGGCCCAGCUACAAAUCUCAGAAGUUGAUGAGAAUUCUCUUGGUAUUAUGACAGUAUAAACUUUUAAAAUCCUAGGGUAGCUGCUGCUUUGCAGUGAGCAGCUCUGUAGCUCACUUCAUAAGUGUGAAGGGAUGUUUUUUGCCUUUGAGGAGAGCAGUGUGACAGUGUGGUGUGCCUCUAAGUGUCUCCCUGCUGUGUGGGGGUAGACUUUCCAGGUCUGAUUCCGGCCCACAUUACUGUAGUACAUAUUCCAUAAGACCUCUUCUUAGAUGGGAGUUUCUCUUACAUGAAUGAUGCUUGGGCGGCUUUCUUUGUUUUUGUAACCCUUGCAGUAGCAACAAAGUUACAUAUUUCUUUUAAAGAUAGAGUUGGUAGGCUUCCUCUUGCUUUGUACAAGAAAGGGUAUUUCCGAGUGUUUUCUCUGAAAUAUAUUAGCAGCUUCAUUGCUGCUCUAUUUGAAACUGACUCAUUCCUUUCUGGGUUUUUAGGUUUUGGUGCAUAGAGUAACUCUGAAUCUUAGCUGAUACUUUACAAGUCUGUGUUAUGGAUUAGGUUGUUGAUCAGCAAAUGUUCACCUGUCAAUGUCCUGAGGGUGGCCACGGACACUCAAGUGAUUAGAUUUUUCCCCAAACAUUCAAUAAUGUGUGAAGUUCAGUAUCAAGUAAAAAUUAAUGUAGAGUUAUUAACAAGGCAAGCAGAGCUACUGGUUGUCAGUGGGAACUGCGUGCAUCCAGAUGGAGUGGGGAAUGGAAAGGUGGAUGAGUGAAUGUAGAGAGCAUUACUAUUUCUUCUUGCAACUGAAUGGAAGAAAUUGACUGAACAGGCUUUCAGAGAGUCAUGGACAGUAAGAAAAGAACAGCAGUGUGAUGUUUUCAGGUGACACUGUUUCUACAGUGCUGCUUGAGGUGUGAAUAGUGACAGUGCCCUGGGAAGUUUAACUUAAUUUGCCUUGGUUGUGACUCCGAAGUGAUGACAGGAUUUUACAUGCACAUCUGGCAGCAAUACUACCUGGUAAAAGUAUCAGAUGGAACCAACUGGGGAUUUUGUUGUCCUUUUUAAGAUUAUUUUAACACCUUGCAAUGCUUGCUUCUGAAGAGCCUUCUAACUGAAUUCCAAAUUCCUGAUUCACAAAAUGUGUAUAUUGAAGAACACAAACCAACUUCCAUCAGCGGUGGCAUGAGGCUGUCUGAUCUUCAGACAUAGCUGCAUUAGAGGGAUAAAUGAGAAUCUUGCUGGUGGCUUUAGAAAUCAGUGGAUUUUAAAAACAUCUUCCCCACGUUUGAGUAUGCCUCAAAGGUCCUAUAAGGUAACUGGGGUGUCUACAGUUGACAUUAUGGAUGUAGUUGAUUUGGUUUGUUUAUGCUUUAAGUUAUGGUUCAGCAGCAGUAAUACCUCUAGAAUCCUCUUGAAAACCUUUGUAAAUAUGGUGGAGCUGGUAGGUUCUUUGUAACUCAAUAAAUUCACCUGAAAUAGAAUUUAA
Molecule: messenger RNA, 4480 nt
Organism: Phalacrocorax carbo (great cormorant)
Lineage: Eukaryota; Metazoa; Chordata; Aves; Suliformes; Phalacrocoracidae
Source: RefSeq, a predicted model, not a curated record